AUGGCGACUGAGCUGAAGCGUAGCGAGUACAACCCAUUCCGAACACCAACGGUGACGCCAAAUCCGACCGGCGCAGGCCCAUCUACGACGUCUCCUGCAAUCUCGCAACUACCGCCGCAGCCGCAGCCUGAGUCGCACACCCGCGCUGCAACACCUCCUGCAAGUACCUCUCGAGGUCCGAGUCCUUCGGGCAGAGGCCGCUCCGCAGAUGACCUUGCGGCUGACCUGCAGGGCACAACUCUCGAGGACAACACACCAGCUGAGCCCCCUCCAGCGUAUACACCAUCGGCAAAUCCGUAUGAUGGUGAAGCAACAGUCGAAUAUGGCCCGCAUAGACCAUUUCAGCCCGCUCCUCCUGCGCCACCUCUUCCUCAGCAAUUCACAGGGAUGAGUAUGCCUCAACACCCGCAUUUCGCAGGCAUGUCUCAACCGAGUCCGUUCAUGACCCCUCAGCCGACAGGACUACCCAUGACACCCCAUCAGACGGGCGGUUGGACCCAGUACCCUGGUCAGGGAGCUCCAAAUAAUAAUGCUUUAGGACAUUUUGGACCUCCACCGCGACAUCCUUCUGUUACUACAAACAAUUACCCUCCACCGCAAGUACAAGUGACGCCAGCACCCACAGGCAUGUCUGAAUUCGCAAGGGACUUCUAUGCUUCAUCAGCUAACGAUCGUGUACCGUCUCCUGCGCAUUCUCACGGAUCUUCUGAAGGGUCUGCGGAGCCAGAGCACUAUGAACGCGUUGGUCCUACCUCAAGCACACCCUCCUCACAUAGUCCGUCUCACCGGACUUCGUCACGCUACGCGCCUCCCGAUGGUCCCCCACCUUCCUCGAAUUCUCCAGCUUUUCCACCGCCUCCUGGUCCUCCACCUUCGCAUCCAUCGAGAGAAGCAUCGGACAGUGGCGACGAUUGGCGUCCGACAGAAUCUCCGACCCCUGGCCGACCCCUCCUCAACAAGGGCCGCGUCCUAGUUUAUCCCCAAAAUUAUGAAUGCAAGAAAUGCUUGAACACUGGUUACAAGUCCUUUGAUCCGAGUCACCCUUGUCGAAGAUGUUGGGAUAAAUAUGGAAAACAAUAUUCUGGUGCCAUCCUUUACGCACCGCGUACCCAACAGUCCCAGCGUCCUCUUCCAAACUUACGGCCUCCGCAUCUUCAUCACCGGCAGGCACGAUCGCAGCCUUCUCUUGCUUCACCGCCUCCGUCCAACCUCAACCGCUCUCAAUCAACCUAUCAACCAUACAACCAGCCUAAUCAACCCUUCGACGGUCCUAAUCAAGGAUAUCCGGCACGUCCUUUAUCAACUCCAUUCCCGGGUUGCGGGCCAGGUGGAUUUUUCAAUCCUAACCGACCGAUGGGGAUGCCUAUUCCCCGCUUUAACUCCACACGAGGAUUACCCCCACCUGGCGCAACAGUGGUGAAUCCGGGCGAUGCACGCAUCGGUGGCCGGCUCUGUUGGCGAUGCGACGGCACGGGGACGGUUAGCUUCCUUAUAUUCGACAUAGAGCAAUGUCCGGUUUGCAGAGGAGUCGGAAGAACUCUUCAAUGA
This is a messenger RNA of Fomitiporia mediterranea MF3/22, 1548 nucleotides long. RefSeq lists its product as uncharacterized. The record is from RefSeq and is a predicted model, not a curated record. Gene Ontology annotation, cellular component: cytoplasm. Lineage: Eukaryota; Fungi; Basidiomycota; Agaricomycetes; Hymenochaetales; Hymenochaetaceae. The coding region runs from base 1 to 1548 and encodes 515 amino acids. The transcript has 2 exons.